AUUCUUUCCAGACUACCAUCACAAGAAGAAUGAGUCGAUAUCUAGCAAGACAAGCUCAUUCUGGCUUCAGAUUUCGAAACAAAGCAGCAUUGUCCGGUCUAAAUCUAAAUAUCUCAUUUCGUCCUCUGUCUAUAUCGAUUUCCCUUCCAAGCAAAGAAAGAGAAGAUUCUCAAAAAGUGGAAGAAUGGGCAUCAAAAGAAGCAAUAGACGCUUUGAAAGGGUUCAAGAAACGUUUUGACAGCUCAAAAGACAAGCCAGUAUCGACAUAUUAUCAUAAAUUAGAUGCUAAUCAAAUUCAUCUUUUACGUAUUACGGAAGCGAAUAUACUUCCUUUAGGUUUAAGUAAUGGUAAAAAGGCAGAAGGACAAAGCGGAUUAGAAUAUGAAGCUCAAUUACGUCAAAAUGAAGAAGAUGUCUUAGUCGGUCAUCAGGCCGAAUCAAGCGGGAUAUUGGCAAAUGGAAUACCACAUAGAUCUUUGAUAAGGCCAACGGAACAUCUCGCAUUCUUUACACCUCGUGUUUCAUCUUCUUCUUUGGGCUCUGAUGGAUCAGAUACGACUUUUAAUCCUCCAGGAGGUGUAUUCACUCGAAGAAUGUGGGCUGGCGGCAAGAUGGAAUGGUUAAGUAGAAGUCGAAAGAAUACAGAAGCAAUGCGAGUUGGUGAUCAAUUAUGGGAACGUACAUUCGUUGAAGAAGCAGAAUUGAAAAAGUUAUCAAACGGAGGAGAAAUGUUGUUGGUUUGGGUACGCAAAGAGUUUGGCCUUCUUAACGAAAAUCCAAUAAUGAUCGAUAGAAGAUCUUGGAUCUUUCAACGUGCUCUACCAACUUCGACUGCUGAACCACAAAUGAGUCCUGCAAUCACACCUAAACCCGAUUUGUCCUCCUUGAGCCCACCAGAAGGUUUACUUUAUCCUACACUGCUAUAUCAAACACCUGCAAACCUAUUCAGAUAUUCUGCCCUCACUUUCAACGCACAUGCCAUUCAUCUUUCUCCUCCUUGGGCUCAACAGGUAGAAGGGCACCAAGGUAUUGUGGUUCAUGGACCUCUAAACCUAAGUUUAUUGGUUCGUAAAUGGGGAAGAGAUAUUGCAGGUUGGCAUUUGAACGAAAGGGGUGAAUUUAUUGACGGGCCUAAAGGAGGCAAAACGCAUAACAUCGUAAGCGUUAAAUAUCGAGCAAAAAGACCAAUUUAUGCUGAACAGCCAUAUUGGAUCGGCAUUGACGGAUCUGUAGCAAAAGAAACUUCUAGGACCAACAAAGAGAAGCAUACUAUUCUAGCUGUAAAGCCUGAUGGCGAGGUUAUUAUGGAAGCGACAAUCGUAUCUUGGAUAUAAAAGCAUCAAUUGUAAGCAAUAAAUCAAUGAUAAUUCAUGUAUUAUGUACGACAUCGACCGAUUUUUCUGAUAUUGUACAUACAUUUGUGUGAUGCAAAGA
This is a messenger RNA of Meira miltonrushii, 1434 nucleotides long. RefSeq lists its product as uncharacterized. Bases 30 to 1334 code for a protein of 434 amino acids. The transcript has a single exon. The record is from RefSeq and is a predicted model, not a curated record. Gene Ontology annotation, molecular function: (3R)-hydroxyacyl-[acyl-carrier-protein] dehydratase activity. NCBI's taxonomy places the organism in Eukaryota, Fungi, Basidiomycota, Exobasidiomycetes, Exobasidiales, Brachybasidiaceae. Gene Ontology annotation, cellular component: mitochondrion.